AUGCAGGGGAUUGUGGAUGAGUUCUUCUUCCAAGUGGAGUCGCUAGAAGAUACUCAGCCUAAUUUUGUCGAGAAUAUCAUCAUUGCAUACAUUCCUUCAUCAGCUGCCUAUAUGAAUGAUUUGGAACUACUCUUAAACUCCAAACCAUUGGAUCUUGUAAAUGUGGAACGAUUGAUUCUAAAAUUGAAGGGAGGCAGUGCUACCAUAGGAAUGGCGAGGUUUAAUGCGAUUAUUGGAGAGAUGUUUGACAUUUUCAGGGCAAGAAGAUACGAUAGGUUAUAUGCUGCAUUUAUGAGGAUUAAGGAAGGGCAUGAGGCUCUAAAGAUGCACCUUGAACCGUAUGUUGAGGUUAUUCUCAAUAUCCUUCACAAAAUUUAA
Molecule: messenger RNA, 378 nt
Organism: Chenopodium quinoa (quinoa)
Lineage: Eukaryota; Viridiplantae; Streptophyta; Magnoliopsida; Caryophyllales; Amaranthaceae
Product: histidine-containing phosphotransfer protein 1-like
Exons: 4
Coding region: 1-378 (125 amino acids)
Biological process (GO): cytokinin-activated signaling pathway; phosphorylation; phosphorelay signal transduction system
Cellular component (GO): nucleus; cytoplasm
Molecular function (GO): protein histidine kinase binding; histidine phosphotransfer kinase activity
Source: RefSeq, a predicted model, not a curated record